AUGAGAGCACCAACGGCCGCUUUUGGGCUGGACGCGGUGGAUGGGGCCCGUGCUGCUGCUGCUGGCGGCGGCUGCGCUUGCGCUGUCGGAGCCGGUUGCCGGUACCGGAGGGGGGGGGGGGGCGGCUCCGUCUCCUCUUCACCCCCCCCCGGUGCCGCCUCCGGUGCAGCGGCAGCGGCGGCUGCGCCCGAGAGUGUCCCAACGGGGACCCGGAGGCGUUGGAGAGCGGAGCCCCCCCCCCCCGCGGGCAGCGGCUUCCGCCUCGUGCUGUGCCCGCUGCUGUGCCAGAACGGGGGGGUCUGCGCGCGCCCCGACUCCUGCCUCUGCCCCCCCCACUUCACGGGGCGCUUCUGCCACCUCCCGGCCAACGGCACCGGGGGGGGGGGGGGGCCCUCAGGGGGUCCCCAAGCCCUCACCAGGUCCGUUUACACCCUGCCCUUGGCCAAUCACCGGGAGGAAGAGGAUGGUGCGCAGUCCAUGGUCAGUGUCCAUGUACAGCACCCCCCCGAGGCCUCUGUCACCAUUCACCACGUGGAGCGGGUGCGGGGGGGGCGCAGGGAGGAGCCCCCCCACCCCCCCCCCCAAACGGUGCCCAGAGCCCCCCCACCCCCCCCCGGCCGAGGGGACCUCCGGGGGUCCCCCAAUGGGGAGGGGGCUGCGUACGGGCGAUGCUUCCGGGAGAUGAGGGGGGGCGAGUGCAGCUCCCCCCUCCCCGGCCUCCGCACCCAGGACAUUUGCUGCCGGGGGGGGGCCGGUGUGGCCUGGGGGGUGCACGAGUGCGAGCCCUGCGCUGAGCUGCCCCAGUUGGAUGCUCCCUGCCCGCCGGGAUUCCAGCUCCAGAACGGGUCCUGUGAGGACGUGGAUGAGUGCGGUCGGGGCGGGUUCUGCCGCAAUGGGAUCUGCACCAACACCCGCGGGAGCUUCGCGUGUCUCUGCCCCCCUGGAUUCCUGCUGGAUGCAUCCCGGUCCAGCUGCAUCUCCCAGCAGGUGCUGUCCGAGGCGCGGGGUCCCUGUUUCCGGGUGCUGCGCUCCGGGCGCUGUGCCCUCCCCACCCUAAGGAACAUCACGCGCCAGAUCUGCUGCUGCAGCCGCGUGGGCAAGGCCUGGGGGGGGUCCUGCCUGCGCUGCCCCCCCCCCGGCUCGGAGGGCUUCAAGGAGAUCUGCCCCGCGGGCCCCGGGUACCAUUACUCCGCAUCCGACCUCCGCUUCAAUGCCCGGUACCUGGGGCAGGAUUUGCCCCGUGUGCCCCUCGGGCGGCCCCGCACCAGCACCGCCGCCCCCCCGGCCACGCCCCCAUGGCACCAGGAGCAGCAGAUGGGAUCGGGACCAGGAUCGGGACCAGGAUCCGGACCAGGAUCGGGACCGGGAUCAGGACCAGGAUCGGGACCAGGAUCGGGACCAGGAUCGGGACCGGGAUCCGGACCAGGAUCAGGACCGGGAUCAGGACCAGGAUCAGGACCAGGAUCGGGACCAGGAUCAGGACCAGGAUCAGGACCGGGAUCCGGACCAGGAUCAGGACCAGGAUCAGGACCAGGAUCAGGACCAGGAUCCGGACCAGGAUCAGGACCGGGAUCAGGACCAGGAUUGGGACCGGGACCGGGUUCAGGACCAGGAUCAGGACCAGGAUUGGGCCCCCCCCCCAUUGUCACCCCAUUACCAGCAACCACCACAAGGCCACCGCGGCCCCCCCAUGAGCCCCCCCCAGCCCCUGAGGUCAUUGUGGUGCCCAGACCCACCAUGGGGCUACUGGGACCCAUCCCCACACCGGAGGCACCAGCGGGCACCGUGUGCGAGCGGAACCCGCAGCUCUGUGGCCCUGGCCGCUGUGUCCCACACCGUGGGGGUUACUCCUGCCGCUGCCACCCUGGCUUCUGGCUCAGCACCCAGGGCACCCACUGCAUUGAUGUGGACGAGUGCCGCCGCAGCCCCCGGCCCUGCACCCAUGGGCGCUGUGAGAACACGGUGGGGAGCUACCGGUGCCUGUGCCAUGCCGGGUACCAGCCCAGUGCCGCCGGCACCGAGUGCCAAGAUGUGGAUGAGUGCGCACAGAGCCCCCCCCCCUGCACCCAUGGGCGCUGUGAGAACCUGCCCGGCUCCUACCGGUGCCUCUGCCCCACCGGCUACCGCGCCGCGGCACCGGGAGAGCCAUGCCAGGACAUCGACGAGUGUGAGAACGAGGCUGCGUGCCCGGGCCAGGAAUGCCUCAACACCGCAGGCUCCUUCCAGUGCCGGCCCUGCCGGGGGGGCUUCCGCCCGCACCGCGGCCGCUGCACAGACAUCAACGAGUGCCUGGAGGGGGAUUUCUGCUUCCCACAUGGGGAAUGCCUCAACACCGAGGGCUCCUUCACCUGCCUCUGUGCACAGGGAUUCACCCGCACGGCCGCGGGCACUGCCUGCAUUGACAUCGACGAGUGCCAGCGCGGGGUCCUCUGCGCCGGCGGCCUCUGUGUCAACACCGACGGCUCCUUCGAGUGCCGCUGCCCCCCGGGGUUCCGCACCGACGCCGAGCAGGCCCAGUGCCAUGAUGUGGAUGAGUGCCGGGAGUAUGGGGGGAGCCUGUGUGGGGCUCAGCGCUGCGAGAACGAGCCCGGCUCCUACCGCUGCGUCAGCGAGUGCCAGCCCGGCUACCGGCGCGACCGCGGCGGACACUGCGUCGACGUAGACGAGUGCUCCCACAACGGGACCCUCUGUGGGGCCCACGCCUCGUGCCUCAACCUGCCCGGCUCCUUCCAAUGCGCCUGCGACCCCGGCUACGAGACCGCUCCCCACGGCCACCACUGCGUGGACGUGAACGAGUGCGAGUCCCUCCGUGGGGUGUGUGGGUCCGAGCGCUGCGAGAACGCGGACGGCUCCUUCCUGUGCCUGUGCCCCGACGGCGGCCACGAGUUCGACCCGGUCACGGGGCGCUGCGUGGCCCCGCCCCCCUCGGCAGGCCCCGCCCCCUUCCCCGCUGCCGGCCCCGCCCCCUUCCCCGCGGCCGUGCUCAGCAGCGCCCCCAGCGGCAGCGCCGGGUGCUACAGUCGGGACUGCAGGCGCAUGGCGCACAGCGCCACCCAGCGGCAGUGCUGCUGCAGCCUGGGAUGGGCAUGGGGGGAGCGCUGCCCGCCCCCCCCCGGCGGCCGCUGCCCGCAGCCCGGAUCACAGGACCACGACGCCCUCUGCCCGCACGGGCCCGGGCGCGCUGAGGACACUGAGGGAGACCCCGUAGACGUGGAUGAGUGCUCUCUGUUCACGCCGCUGCUCUGCCGGGGGGGGGUCUGCGUGAACGCGGCCCCCGGCUUCAGCUGCUACUGCCCCAGCGGCUUCUACUAUGAACCGGAGCAUCUGCAGUGCGUGGACAACGACGAGUGCUCUGCGGCGGAGUCGGAGCCGUGCGUGGGGGGGCUCUGCACCAACACUGUGGGCUCGUUCCACUGCUCCUGCCCCCCCCCGCUCGUCUUGGACGCGUCCCAGCGCCGCUGCGUCCACAACGACUCGAGCCUGGAGGCGGCGCAGGACGUGUGCUGGCAGGAGGUGGGCGCGGACCUGGUGUGCGCGCGCCCGCGCGUGCACGCGCCCAUGACGUACAGCGAGUGCUGCUGCCGCUACGGGCAGGCCUGGGGCAUGGAGUGCGCGCUCUGCCCCGCCCCCGGCUCAGAUGACUUCGAGCUCCUGUGCAACGUCCUGCGCCCCCCCAGCUACGGCCCCCCCCUGCCCCCCCCCGCCUAUGAGUACGCCCCCGACUUCGCCCCCCCCUUCGGGCUCCCCUUUGGUUUCUUCGGGGGCCCCCCCCACGCCCCCCCCCCGUUCUUCCGCCCCGAUUACGACCCCUAUGGCAUCGACCGCGGGCGGGGACCCCGCUAUGAGCCCCCCCCCGGCCCCCCCUGGGCCCUGCAGCCCCACGGGGACCCCCCCCGCGGGUACCCCGAGGAGCGCGGGGGGGGCGAGGAGGAGGAGGAGGAGGAAGAGGAGGAGGGGGAGGAAGCGGACCCGGCGCAGUGCGCGGUGCUCAGCGGCUGCCACCACGGGCGCUGCGUGCGCGUCCCCGACGGCUUCACCUGCGCCUGCGACCGCGGCUUCCGGCUCGACCCCGCGCGCCUCGACUGCGUGGACGUGGACGAGUGCGCACUGGGCGCCCCCUGCCGGCCUGGAGGAUGCAUCAACACCCCCGGCUCCUUCCGCUGCCUCUGCCCCCCCGGGCACGCGCCCGCGCCGCGCCCCCCCCCCCGCGCUGCGUGCGCGCGCCCCCCACCCUCCCCCCGCGCCUGA
Messenger RNA from Melopsittacus undulatus (budgerigar), 4248 nucleotides. RefSeq names its product latent transforming growth factor beta binding protein 4 (gene LTBP4). The record is from RefSeq and is a predicted model, not a curated record. Gene Ontology annotation, molecular function: calcium ion binding. Lineage: Eukaryota; Metazoa; Chordata; Aves; Psittaciformes; Psittaculidae.